Messenger RNA from Hippopotamus amphibius kiboko, 1946 nucleotides. RefSeq names its product signal peptidase complex subunit 2 (gene SPCS2). Gene Ontology annotation, cellular component: membrane; signal peptidase complex. Gene Ontology annotation, biological process: protein targeting to ER. The coding region runs from base 25 to 591 and encodes 188 amino acids. The record is from RefSeq and is a predicted model, not a curated record. The transcript has 5 exons. Lineage: Eukaryota; Metazoa; Chordata; Mammalia; Artiodactyla; Hippopotamidae.
GAGGGAGACGCAGAGGCAAGCAAGAUGGCGGCGGCGGCUGCUCAGGGCGGGAGAAGCGGUGGUGGCGGAGGCAGUAGUGGGGCUGGCGGUGGCUCCAGCUGUGGGACAGGCAGUGGCCGCAGCGGUUUGUUGGACAAGUGGAAGAUUGACGAUAAGCCUGUAAAAAUUGACAAAUGGGAUGGAUCAGCUGUGAAAAAUUCUUUGGAUGAUUCAGCCAAAAAGGUACUUCUGGAAAAGUACAAGUAUGUGGAGAAUUUUGGUCUAAUUGACGGUCGCCUCACCAUCUGUACCAUCUCCUGUUUCUUCGCCAUAGUGGCUUUGAUUUGGGAUUAUAUGCACCCCUUUCCAGAGUCCAAGCCUGUUUUGGCUUUGUGCGUUAUAUCCUAUUUUGUGAUGAUGGGGAUCCUGACCAUAUAUACUUCAUAUAAGGAGAAGAGCAUUUUCCUUGUGGCCCACAGGAAAGAUCCUACAGGGAUGGAUCCUGAUGAUAUCUGGCAACUGUCAUCCAGUCUCAAAAGAUCAUGUCCUGCCAUCAGAGCCAUGGAACUGGACUCAAAGUCUGAAAAUUACUGUCAUAUCAGCAGUAGUUGAAUAGAGCUUGAGAAGAAUUUUUGAGGUAUUGAAACUAUUUAGAGACCUUUACUCCUAACUAUCCAGGUUGGAAGUAACUAGCUAGACAACAAUUUAUUGAGCUAUGAUUUUUUUUUUUGAGCACCGGUUGAUAAUGGGCACUGUUAUAACCAUAACAGUGAUCCUGAAAAAGUAGGUGGUACUUUUCCUGUUUUAAACAUGCAGAAAAAAAGCAGAGGCUCAAGCAUCUGCUUCCUCUAAAGGUAAUACCAGCCUGACAAUCCACUGAAUAUGCCCUAAUUAAAUGGAGACAGAGACAGGUGGAGUUGGAGGGAGGCAUGUCAACCUGCCAGGGGUCGAUGUUACAAACCCUCUUGAGUGAGUGGAGAUAGUAAAAGCCUUCAAGAUACCUUAAGGUGUAGCUAAGGGAUCUCUGGAGUUCAUGUAGUGAAAGAUAUCCCUGGGAUCAGGGUAGAACCUGGAGCUAGAUUGAUUACAGGGAACAAGGUCUGAGCAGCCUGGAAUUGGGGAACAUCUGUGAAAACAAAGGUUUUCUUCAUUUAUUAAUAAAAUUUGCCCAACAAGUUCCAAAUUAAGAAUAGAAAACAAGACAAAAAUCCUUGCCCUCAAGAAUCCCUAAAACAGGGGCUUCCCUGGCAGUCCAGUGGUUAAGACUCCACUCUCCCAAUGCAGGGGGUACGAGUUCCAUCCCUGGUCAGGGAAGAUCCUGCAUGCCACGUGGCAGGGCCAAAAAAUAAAAAAAUAAAUUUCACAAGUGAUACGUGAAAAUUUAGAGAAAAAAAAAUCCCUGAAACUAGUGAAGAACAAAAAUACAUAAUUAUCAUUUCAGUAGGUAAUUUCAUUGACAGCAUAGGAGCCUAUCAUUAGACCUAGCAGAUGUUAGGCACUCAGUAUUUGGGGUUGACUAUUGACUGAUGGUACGUGGAUGACUAAGGCAAGACAUCUAACCCAGUUUGGGAAGGUUUUCCCAGAAAAGUUUAUACCCAAGUAUAGUAUUAACAAAUGGGAAUGUUUGUUAUAGACUAAGAAGUUAGUCUCACUAAUCAGGUGAGGCUGGAGAGGUGUCUACUAGGAAUACCCUUCUAGUAUAACAAGGAAGUGAAGGACAGAAGUGAGAGAAGAUGGUCCAUGUGUUUUAACAAUUUAUGACAAGGUAAAGGAGCAUACAGCAAUUAAAUCAGGGAAGACAUAGCAGUGCCUACAAAUCAGAACUUGUAUCCUGAAGGUGCCCCUGGAAUUUUUUUUUUUUUUUUUUGGAAACGGUAAUCCUGUAUGUUCCCUUACAUCACCAGUAGCCAGCUAAGCCCUGUUCUUCAAAAACACUCGGUGCUCUGUUGCUGGCUGAAUGUCUGUGC